Messenger RNA from Candida dubliniensis CD36, 558 nucleotides. RefSeq lists its product as uncharacterized. The transcript has a single exon. Gene Ontology annotation, cellular component: P-body. Gene Ontology annotation, biological process: deadenylation-independent decapping of nuclear-transcribed mRNA; deadenylation-dependent decapping of nuclear-transcribed mRNA; positive regulation of catalytic activity. The record is from RefSeq and is a predicted model, not a curated record. Gene Ontology annotation, molecular function: enzyme activator activity; mRNA binding. Bases 1 to 558 code for a protein of 185 amino acids. Lineage: Eukaryota; Fungi; Ascomycota; Pichiomycetes; Serinales; Debaryomycetaceae.
AUGGGGUCAAAGGUAAAGGACACAUCAGAUAUUAAACAAGAACAGAUAACCAGGGAUGAGGCUCUUAGGUUAUAUACAAACGCGCUAAAUUUCAAUGUCAUUAGCCGGUAUGACCCUGCCAUCAAACAGUUGUUGUGCAACACCUCUCAUUGUGUCUUGUACAAUUUUAAUGACGAAACAGAAGAGUGGGUGAAGUCAGAUUUCCAAGGAACAUUGGCACUUUAUAUUCGAGAUUUUAAAGUCCCCCCAACAGCAACUGUACCAAGCUAUAGAGAUUUGCAAAACCUUUUCUGUUAUGGGCUUAUACUUUUGAACAGAAACAAUCCAGAGUGCUUCUCAUUGGGGUUAUUACCAAACAAAAUUAGCAGUCAGUUUUUCCCAAAUGGGUUAGACAACUCUUCGGUUCUGGAAAUGGAUGUUGAAUUGAAUGACAACUUAAUCAUAAUAAGAAAUCUUUUAGGUGAAAUAUACGGUUUAUGGGUUUUUAAUGAGAGCGAUAGAAUCAAACUAUUUAAAUCAAUAGAGUUCUGUCUCAACACAGAGACCAAUAUAAAUUGA